AUGCCGCACUCGGACGACCCGCUGACGGGCUACUACUGCUACAUGUUCGAGCCCGCGGGUUCCGCCUGGGCCGACGCCCUGAACCAGAUGGCGUACGCCCAAUGUGCGCAGUUCACCUUCGAGACCGCUCUGUUCCGACUCGUCGGCGAGGGGUCUCUGCGCCGAUAUCCGCUUAGAAGCAUGCGACAUCAGCGAGCCCAAAUCAGGUCGCGACGCUCAUCGGUGGGCUUACCGCGGCCGAGGAUCCCAUCACCGCGGUAG
Molecule: messenger RNA, 261 nt
Organism: Purpureocillium takamizusanense
Lineage: Eukaryota; Fungi; Ascomycota; Sordariomycetes; Hypocreales; Ophiocordycipitaceae
Exons: 1
Coding region: 1-261 (86 amino acids)
Source: RefSeq, a predicted model, not a curated record